Molecule: messenger RNA, 873 nt
Organism: Penicillium bovifimosum
Lineage: Eukaryota; Fungi; Ascomycota; Eurotiomycetes; Eurotiales; Aspergillaceae
Product: DUF1115 domain protein
Exons: 1
Coding region: 1-873 (290 amino acids)
Source: RefSeq, a predicted model, not a curated record
AUGGCCAAAGAAUUAUUCAUCUUACCAGUGGACCUCAUGGAGUCCCAAUUGUCCACAAUCGACCUCCUGACGGCAAUGUUCCCAUCUGAUGGCGAACUAGAAAUCCCCGAAUCAACAACACAAUGCGUCGAGAAACUCCGCAGCUGGUGCGAGGAUCCAAGCUUCCCACCACCCACAAUCCCAUCAACUCUAUCUCUCACCGUCAGUCUCCCAAUCUUAGAAGGAGAAAAGACAAUACAAGUCAACAUCUCCGUGCCACUCCAAUGUGAAACCCCAGAAACCGACCACUCCCCACCAUUGGGCUACUCACUCCGACAACCAGAGUGGAUGUCCAGAGCCGAGGUCGCCAGACUCACCGCCUCAAUACCAGCCGGCGACGACGCACUCGAGGCCUUCGAGUACAUACAGGCAGAAGCCAGUCGGUUUCUUGAACACAAGCAGUCCGAGGCCGUGGUUCCAGAGGACACAGAUAGAGGACCGAUUGUCCGCGUCUGGUUCUACUUCCCGUCUCUGUCAACCCGCAAAAAGCGGGAUGAUAUGGUUAAUCUGGCGCCGGGGUAUGCUUUGACGGGAUUUGUAUUGGCGGGGAAGCCGGGGGUUUUGUGUCUUGAGGGCUGCUCGCAAGAUAUCGAUUCUUAUAUGAGUUUUAUCAAGACACAUUCGUGGGGUGAUAUUCCGAGUUAUCAGAAGAAAGUUAGCGAGAGGUUUCGCGAGACGGAGGGGGUUCAGAGGGUGUUCCCUGGGAUGGAGGAGAUCACGGAUUCGUUGGGGGAGCGGGGUGGACAGCGGGCUAACCGGGGGGAUAUGCAGGCGUUGGAGGCUUGGUUAGGGGGCAAAGGAUUACAAGAGGCAUUUGAAAAAGUGAUCUUUUAG